CCAAAUGGUUGUCUUUAAUAGGGGAUUCCCCCUCAUCUUAAAAUUUUUUUUAAACUAUAAAUAGUGACACGUUUGUAUUCGUGAUUAGAUUGGAUUCGUCACCAACAUGGCGGCAAGGAAGUGAAUGUUUUCGGAAAAAGAUGCUGUGGACGUUUUAAAAAAUUAAAGCAGAAAAUACCUCAUUAAAGCAACCGGUAAAGAAAUUUUAAGUGUUCAAGGUCUUACAGCAUGUACAACAAAGAGAGUCAAUAAAGGGAAUGAAAGAUUUGCAGAGCAAGGAUUUCAUCUUCCAGUACAGUGUACUGAUGAUAUGGCAGUUUUAGAUCGGGACAAAUCACUACAUGCUCAAAAGCAUUCUUUUCUAAAAAGUGUCAAAGAAAUUAAGGCUGGUGUUCACUGUGAUUGCUGCAAGCUUUACAUCUUGAGAGAUUUUGAAAGUACAAAGGACAUUUUGAGAAAGAAGAUAAACAAUCUUGAUGAACACUUAAAUCUUUCCAAAUACUUGAAGAAUAAAUUGAAACAGGGAAUAUAUUAUCAAGAUUUGCAAGUGUGCAUGAUGCAGCAGGGAACAUCAUUAGGUGAAAAAAUUAGAUGGCCAGAGAAAUUCCAGUAUGAACUGCAUCGUCUUUCCACAUACAUAAAUUUUCCAUCAACAUAUACUGGUUUUCUGAGUAAAUUUUCGCGAGAUGGGUUUAUUUAUCAUCCUGAAACAAAUUCUAUCAUUUGCUUCAUUUGUGAUCUGAGGAUACAUGUCAGUGAACUGAAUGGAGUCAAAAUCAGCGAAGAACACAAGAAAAAGUCCCCAUCCUGCCCUAUGGUGACAGGUGUUUUGUGUCAUAAUAAACCAGUUCCUGCACCCACUUUGUCCCAUCAUUCUAACAUGGGAUCCAGUGAUACUAGUUUAGUCUCAGAACAGCAUGGCUUAGAUACAGGUUCUGUAACUUCAACUAUCAUGGCACAGGGAACUGCCCGUUUUAUUACCCAGCCUGAAAAUGCGAUGAAAACAACAAAUGAUGCCCAGUCCACUGAGUCAGAAAAGACUACUGCAGCAGGAGAAUCAACUGGAAAAACAGAUCCUUCUAAAAAGAAGCCACUGACAUAUGCAGACCUAGGUAUUUUUGCAGAAAAGCCAAAACGUCCAGACAUGGCUGUGCUAUGGAAACGUGUAGCUUCUUUUAAAGAUAAAUGGGAUAAAAAUUAUACCCAAACACCAAAGAUGCUGGCAGAUGCUGGAAUGUACUAUGCAGGUUAUGCAGACUGUGCGCGUUGCUUUUUUUGUGGCGGGGGCUUGAAAAAUUGGGAGCCUCAGGACAAUCCAUGGAUUGAACAUGCUCGUUGGUUUCCAAAGUGUAGCUACAUGCGCCUCGUCAGGGGACCAGACUUUGUUGAAAUAGUGCAAGAUAAAAACAAAAACAGACAAGAGCUAAGUCUGGAAGAAGUUGAAGAAGAACAAAAGAAAAGAGCACCAUACUGGGAACCACAUCUUAAUGAAGUCGUGUCUGGUGUGGACAUCAGCCCCCAUGCCAUUGGUGAAAGCAUCCCUUUAGACAGUAAUACUGACAUAGAAAAGCUAGAGUCAGAGAAUGAAGAACUUAAAUCACAAAUCCAGUGCAAGAUAUGCAUGGAUGCAGAGAGCUCUGUUGUCUUCCUGCCCUGUGGCCACCUUGUGUCCUGUACUCAGUGUGCACAUGCCAUGAAACAGUGUCCCUUGUGUCGCACUGACAUUAAGGGUUCAGUGCGAGCACACCUGGGAUAAGUGAUUCGAGACUAUAAGAACUUAGUAGAAACUGUAACUUUUGAAGUACACCAUUAUUCCUUCUUUUAUUUGAUAUAAUUUUGUGCCUUUUUUUAAAAAGAAUGAUUAAUAGCCUACCACUUUGAUGGCAGUUCCUAAAGAAACACACUUGUAUUUAUACAAAUAAAUUUUUUUCCAUUUAAGUUUAAACUGUAUCCAUAAUUCCUUCCUUGUACAGUUCAUAUAGCAGCCCCAUGAUCUUCGCAAAGUAUCAAGGAAUAAACUAAAAACUAAACUGUUCAUAUAACCUCUGAAAAGUUUUAGGAGUGCGGUGGUAUGAAGUAAAAUAUUUUAACAUGUCAAACAGUUAUGAAUAACCAAACAUUUUUAAAGGGUUUUUCCAUGUACAAAGAAAACUUUGUUACAUUCAAACUUUGAAAAAGUUAAAAAUGUGAUGUGUAGGCAAUAUAUGGGCUUAUGGUAAUAGGUUCAAACUUUAAAGUUUUGGAACUUCCCAGAGUUAAAUUGAUGAAUAGAAGAUACAUGGAGCUGGUGAGAUAAGAAAUUAAGAGGAAGGGGAAGUUAAAGAGAUCUAAACAUUACAAAACUUAUUAUUUAUGGUAAUUUUGACUCAAAAUUUUAAAUUGUAAACCAUUAUCACAAAUUAGGGACAGUUUUGUUUUCCUUCAGGAAAGAACACAAAAUAUGAUGGCUCCAAAACUAAUGUAUUGCUAUAAUAAACAUUUCAUUUGAAAUCAAAAACUUUUGAGCUGAAACAAUUCAUGUCAUCAGUAUCUAUAAGCCUAACUUGCCUUCACUUGUCUGUUCCUUUAAAGUACUAUGAUUUUCCUUCCCCUCUAUACAUUCUUAAAAUGUUUUUAUUGAUUUGAUGAUAUGAAGCUUUAUUUUUAGUGCCAUCUCAAAAAGAACAAAAAUAAGGUAAAAUAAUAAAAGUGCUAAAAUGGAAAUUAAAAAAUAUGUAUUAUGUUCAAAUCAUUAUUUUUUUAAGAAUACACUUUCCUGCCUAAAAAUAAAUUAUCUCUGUAUCAGUGAUGAUUUGCCUUAAUAGAUUUAGUUGGAAAUGCUUGUGACAUGGUGACCAUUUCAUUUAGUGCUUGGGAAUAAUUGCAUGCCCCCAUUUUUAAAGCAAUCAACAUCUUUGCUCAGCAAGAAGCAUGCAAGUCUAAGAUUUCACCUGCCAUUCAUUCUACUAAAAGGACUCUUAGGUCUACUGCUACAAUCAUAAUGAUUACUUGGCUGUGUUUUAAGCUUGAACACUGAAGGAUCAAAGAAGUGUGGGUUUACCCUACCCACAUUGCCUUUAAUUUACUGUACUUCUACAUAGAAUCAAGAGCACAUUUAAUUUAACUGUUGAAGAUGACAAGGUAAAUGCUUUAUCAGCUGAUCCCCGUUUGAUGCUUGAAAACACUUAGCAUUAUUUUCAUUCAAAUUAAAGUUAAACAGAGAGAAAAAUUUACAUACCUACAGGAAUACUAAUAACUGUAUUUUAUCCUGGUUCGGUAGGGAUGUUUCUGCUGGCAUUUUUACUUGCUUACUGACGUCUGAGUAUACAGUUAUUACUAUCACAGUACAAUAUUAUUUUUGUGUUUAUCAAACUGUGCUGCAUGAGGCAUCUGUUUACAGAGCUGGCUGCCUUGCCAUGAUUUAGCCUUAGUUGCUGGCUUGGCAUAAAACAUCAGUUACCUCCUCCUUUCUCCGUUGUGAAACUGUGCCGGGAUGAUAAGUUGUAUUUGAGAUGAUUCAACCUUGCAUAACUAAAUUAUUCUGCUAAAGAUUAUAAAUAAAUUCCCCGCUAUAUGGUAAAUAUAUCAGAUUUUAUUCAGUAUCCACAUGGGAUUGUGUUGCGGUGUCAAAACAGAAAUUGUACACCCAUUACCAAAUGCUGACUAGAAAAGUACAGUAUGUGUAUCAAACUUUUUUUUCAACUUCUGUUUAUGGUGUUUCUUCCAAACAUCUGGCAUCAUGUCAAACAUCAUGUUAAAAGUGUCAGUGUAGCUCACUUUGUAGGGAAAUAAAUACAACCAACCCUAUAAUCAGUCUUAGUAGAGUUUAAAAUCAUUUUACAAUGCAAAAGAAAAAUUAAUUUUAUUAUAAUGAAAAACUUCCUUGGAAGUGAGUAUUUCAUAUCUCAGUUUUGUUACUUUGAUUAUUCUGUUUACAUAAAUAUCAUUAGUUUCCUCAAAUAAAGAAUAUUCAAAG
Pomacea canaliculata is the source of this 3955-nucleotide messenger RNA. RefSeq names its product death-associated inhibitor of apoptosis 2-like. The transcript has 6 exons. Lineage: Eukaryota; Metazoa; Mollusca; Gastropoda; Architaenioglossa; Ampullariidae. The record is from RefSeq and is a predicted model, not a curated record. Gene Ontology annotation, molecular function: cysteine-type endopeptidase inhibitor activity involved in apoptotic process; ubiquitin protein ligase activity. The coding region runs from base 311 to 1756 and encodes 481 amino acids. Gene Ontology annotation, biological process: regulation of cell cycle; negative regulation of apoptotic process; positive regulation of protein ubiquitination. Gene Ontology annotation, cellular component: nucleus; cytoplasm.